AUGCCCAAGCUAACGGUGGACAAGAUUGGGGCAAAGUUGGGAAAGCGUGUGGAUCUGCGCAAGCUGGUGGAGGCUGAUCUGUCGGGACACAAGAUCAAUGAUCUGGGCUCAUUCAAGAACUGUAUCGCUCUGGAAGUGCUCUCGCUGGCAAACAACUACCUGACGCAGAUGCGGCAGCUGAAGGGCCUGUUUGACGCGCCACGCCUGCGGAUGCUUGACCUCUCGGGCAACCGACUUGCCAAAAAGUCGUCGUACCGGGCCGAGAUCAUCGCUAAUCUGCCCUCGCUUGUCGAGCUCGACGGCGUGGCCAUCACACGCGAGGAGCGCGACGCCGCCUUUCUCAAGUUUCCUCAUCUUUUGCCGCACGGCAAGUUGCCAACGCUACCGUCGUCUGCCGAUGUGGCAGGCUCGUCGGCGGCCACCCGCGCCGCGCCGUCUGAGCCGCAGGCUGCCGCCGCUGAUGUAGUUGUCUCGGCCGAUGACAAGGAGCGUGUGGCUGCCCUCCUUGCCGGCGAAAAACGGCAGAGCGGUUUUUCACUCGCUGCCGAUGCCGAUGCCGAUGCCGAUGAUGACGAUACCAACGAUGUCGCGGACGCUGACGAUGCCAGUACAGGGUGCGCAAGCGCCGACGAGGCCAAUGUCGCCGUCGCCGUGGUUAAGGGUAAGGAUGAGGCCGCCGACGCCGCCGGAGCCGCUGGUCCCGAUGCCCCGUCGCCCGGCACCACUGUCAUCAAGCGGCGGCGGAAGAAGCGACGUCGCAAGAUACCCGACACAGAAGAGGUCAAGGCGCAGGAAAAGUCGGCUUUUGACUCGUUGACCGAGCCAAAGCCCAAGGCAGAGCCCGAGCCCGAGCCCGAGAUUGUGCCGUCUGGCGCCGCAGCCAGCGGAACGCUACAGAUGUCCGACGAUGACAACGACGAGAGCGAUGAGGCCGAUGAGCAUGCUACUCCGCUUCCUGACUCGGACGAGGAGGAGGCGCUGCUGUUCCCCAACGGGCGGCCCGCUGCAGGCGCGAAAGCCUCCGGCGAGAGCGACGACGAUGGCGGCAGUGAGAGCAGCGGCUCGGCAUUGUCGACCUCGCCGCCGUCGAAGGCCAAGUCAACCGAGGUUUACUCAACGCUCUUUGGCGACGACGACAGCGAGGAGCUUCCGGAAGCCACCGGCCCGUCGCUCUUUGCAAGUGCACACGGCGUCGAUGCUGUGCCGGAGCCGGACUUGGACGAGGCACCGCCGUCGCCGCCGGCACCUACAGAAAAGCCGAUCUUUGCCAACAUCGAGCCGGAUCCGGUCUUGCUUGAGGCGUUGCGCAAGCUGCCCGGAGCACACCGCAGCGCGAGCGGGCUGCCGUCGUGUGUGCACUUUGACAUCGAGCUCGCUGCAGCGCGAAUGGUGCUGACGCUUGGCGUGACGCCGGCCGGUCUGCGGAUGGCGCGCGGCCAGCUCGGCAAGCCGCUGGUGGUGGUGAAGGGCACCCGGAUGGCGUGGCUGAGCUGGCUCAUGGGUCGAGUCUCGGCGCAAACGGCGCUUGUCGGCGGAGGGCUCUCGGCUGUCGGCGCCGACGCGCUUGCGCUUGCCUUUCUCAACUCGUUCGACAUGGAGACCGCCAACGCGCUGGCAGAGCCUGCGACUGCGGCGCAGCCAGAUGGCGACGGCGACGACUCGUACUAUGACGACUACGAGUAUGGAUACUCGGACGACGAGGAUGAUGGCAUCAACAUCGCGACCUGCUUCCGCGACUUUGUCAAGCAUUGGGAUCCGUCGGCCGGCGUCGUCGGCCACGUCAUGUUCCGUAUCGAGGACGACCCAAUUCCCGACGUCGAUGUGGUCAUUGGCGCCGACGCCGUGUCAAUCGUCAAGGCCGAGCUUCCGCCGUCGGCGUACCUCACCGGCAUUCGGCUGAACAAAGCUCAGGCAGUGGCGUUCCUUUCAGGCACCGCCCGGCCGGCGCAGCUCCUCGCAUCGCCGCGCAUCUCACUCUCGUCCCGCGAAGGCUUUAAGGACUUUUGUCGCGCCUUUCGGGCCAACUGGAUGUAAGCGAUGCCAGCAUGCCAUCUGCCUGUGCCGCGUGCAGCCACUUGGGUCGAGUCUUGGGCCGACACUUGCGGACGGUGGCAACCAUGGCGUGUGGCAAGCUGCAGUGCCC
Molecule: messenger RNA, 2143 nt
Organism: Thecamonas trahens ATCC 50062
Lineage: Eukaryota; Apusomonadida; Apusomonadidae
Exons: 2
Coding region: 1-2034 (677 amino acids)
Source: RefSeq, a predicted model, not a curated record